AUGACUGGACGUGGCAAGGGCGGCAAGGGCCUCGGCAAGGGCGGUGCCAAGCGUCACCGCAAGAUUCUACGAGACAACAUUCAGGGCAUCACCAAGCCCGCUAUCCGCCGUCUGGCUCGCCGUGGCGGUGUCAAGCGAAUCUCUGCCAUGAUCUACGAGGAGACGCGCGGUGUUCUCAAGAGCUUCCUCGAGGGCGUCAUCCGCGACGCCGUCACCUACACGGAGCACGCCAAGCGCAAGACGGUCACCUCGCUCGAUGUCGUCUACGCGCUGAAGCGCCAGGGCCGCACCCUCUACGGUUUUGGUGGUUAG
Messenger RNA from Hirsutella rhossiliensis, 312 nucleotides. Its product is annotated as centromere kinetochore component CENP-T histone fold domain-containing protein. Lineage: Eukaryota; Fungi; Ascomycota; Sordariomycetes; Hypocreales; Ophiocordycipitaceae. The record is from RefSeq and is a predicted model, not a curated record. Gene Ontology annotation, biological process: nucleosome assembly. The coding region runs from base 1 to 312 and encodes 103 amino acids. The transcript is spliced from 3 exons. Gene Ontology annotation, molecular function: structural constituent of chromatin; protein heterodimerization activity; DNA binding. Gene Ontology annotation, cellular component: nucleosome.